GGGACGCGGAGCGCCAACCCAGCGGCGCCGGCUUCUUCGCGCAGCACCUCCGGCUCCGGGAGCAGGGCGGCUCUCUCGUCCCUCGCCCGCCCGGGAUGCUCCGUGGCCCGCUGGCAGGCAUGGCACCCCCGGAGCAUCCCAUCUCUCCGGUGCCAAGGGGGCUGCUGCUGCUGCUCUGGUGGAGCUUGGUUCUGACUUGGCCUGGCGAAGGAUCCCAGCGCAGUGAGCCCAUGUUCACAGCCGUCACGGACCAUGUCCUCCCCCCUGACUAUGACAGCAACCCCACGCAGCUCAAUUACGGUGUGGCUGUGACUGAUGUGGACCAGGACGGAGACUUCGAGAUUAUCGUGGCUGGGUACAACGGGCCCAACUUGGUGCUGAAGUACGACAAGGCACGGAGGCGGCUGGUAAACCUUGCAGUGGAUGAGCAGAGCUCUCCGUACCACGCACUGCGGGAUCGUCAAGGCAAUGCAAUUGGUGUGGCUGCAUGUGACAUAGAUGGAGAUGGGCGGGAAGAGAUCUACUUCCUCAACACCAAUAAUGCCUUCUCUGGUGUAGCCACCUACACAGACAAGCUGUUCAAGUUCCGCAAUGGGCGCUGGGAGGACAUCUUGAGUGACGAGGUGAAUCGGGGUGUGGCCAGCCGGUUUGCUGGGCGCUCGGUGGCAUGCGUGGACAGGACGGGGUCUGGCCGCUACUCCAUCUACAUUGCUAACUAUGCCAAUGGAAGAGUUGGCCCCCAUGCCCUCAUCGAGAUGGACACAGCUGCCAGUGACCCCAAGCGUGGCAUUGUGGCUCUGAAUGAUGUGGCUGCGGAUGCUGGUGUCAACAAAUUGACAGGGGGUCGCGGUGUGGCUGUGGGGCCCAUCCUGAGCGACGCAGCCUCAGACAUAUUUUGUGACAAUGAAAAUGGGGCUAACUUCCUCUUCCAGAACCAGGGUGACGGGACCUUCAUAGAUGUGGCAUCAAGUACCGGCCUGGAUGACCCCUACCAGCAUGGCCGUGGCGUGGCACUGGCUGACUUCAACCGUGAUGGGAAAGUUGACAUAAUCUAUGGCAACUGGAAUGGACCACACCGGCUCUAUCUGCAGAUGAGUGUGGGUGGGCGGGUCCGCUUCCGGGACAUUGCCACGCCCAAACUGUCCAUGCCAUCACCUGUCCGCACCGUCAUCGCUGCUGACUUUGACAAUGACCAGGAGUUGGAGGUCUUCUUCAACAACAUCGCCUAUCGUGGCUCGUCUGCCAACCGCCUCUUCCGGAUUUCCCGCAGAGAACAUGCUGACCCUGCCAUUGAAGAACUGAGCCCUGGUGAUGCCUUGGAGCUGGAAGGGCGUGGUACAGGGGGUGCGGUGGUGGAUUUUGAUGGCGAUGGAAGGCUAGAUCUGAUUUUGUCCCAUGGCGAGUCUAUGGCACAGCCACUAUCAGUCUUCAGGGUCAAUCAGGGUGCUGGAAACAACUGGCUAAGAGUGAUCCCACGUACACUGCAUGGAGCAUUUGCUCGUGGUGCAAAGGUGGUGCUCUUCACACGACACAGUGGUGCCCACCUGCGCAUCAUUGACGGAGGGUCUGGGUACUUGUGUGAGAUGGAGCCUGUUGCCCAUUUUGGCUUGGGACAGGAUGAGCCCAGCAGCUUGGAAGUGACCUGGCCAGAUGGCAGAGUUAUCAGCCGCGCCGUAGUGAAGAGUGAGACCAAUUCUGUGCUGGAAAUUCCCUACCCCCAGGACACAAAGGGUUCACCUCCUAUUGUACUUCCACUUGAAUGUGGCCAAGGAUUUGCUCAGCAUGAGAACGGACGCUGUGUUGAUAUGGAUGAGUGUGUCGAGUUUCCCUUUGUCUGCCCACGAGACCGGCCCAUCUGCAUCAACGUAUAUGGCGGGUACCGUUGCCGAAGCAACAAGCGUUGCAACAGAGGUUUUGAGCCCAAUGAGGAUGGUACAGCUUGUGUUGCCCGACUGGACCGGGAUUCGCCUCUCAUCGAGUUUUACCAGAAUGUGUCUGCAGUUUGAACCCGCUCAGUCUUCCAGAUGAAGCAUCGCCCUUCCCUCUACCCAAUAAACUCGACACUGUCUAUAAGCACCUGCUUGCAGCUAUGCUUUGGAUGUGGGUGGGGAUGGGGACAGCUUAAACUGAGCAGGUGAAAGUAGGCUACAACAAGGGGACUCAAAGCUGUGUGCUGCCCCCACUCCCUUCCACGAGGACUGCCGAGGGCAGUGACAGCCCUAAGUGAUUACCAGGCUGAGGACUUCUUAUGCAGCAGGAGUAUUCCCGUGAAUCUUUGGCUACAGGGGAAGCAAACAUGUUUUAUAAGACGGCUGCCAUUUGCCUCCCAGCACUCCCUGCCCCCCAUCCAAAGUGAUUUGGUGCUGUUCUGCCUCGAAAUAGCCAGGUGGCUGGCCCAAUCUUCCUUAUGCAAACAUCUCUAAUAGAGUCCCAAGCCCUUCUAGUGUAUUCCAAGCACACAGCAGGGCAGAAGAAAAUGCUCCAUACCAAAGAUUGUCCCAAGGCAAAAGUAAGGGCUGCUUUUCAUUUUACAUUGCAAGCGUGUUUAAAAUAGGGUCAUUUUGUGCGGCACAAUGAACACCCACUAACUUUGAACGGGGAUGCAUGCUUGUAGACACACAAUGGACAUGGUUGUGGCAUGAUUGUGAUUUCCAAAUAUGUGUCCAAUUUGUGCUUACAGGUAUGUGUUUCCUGUUCGAACACGACGGUGUUCCCCACUUAGACAUGCUGAAAAAUAGGACUGCACUAUGUUAAUCAUGCUGAAAAAUAGAAAUGCACUAUGUUAAUCAUGAGGGAGCCCUAAGUUUAGCCAGACAAGUUGAACAUCCAAAGCAGAUGACUGUUUCAUAAGCUGAAGGAAAGGGGAGAGGUAGAAUGAGAGUGAAAAUUCUGCAGCUGUCAGCCUUCCUCAAACAGAAAAAUUCCUUUCAAAACCCUGAUAUAAUCUGUUGGCCCAUAUGUUUACAGGAAAUACUUGCCCCAAGCUUUAUCCAUUUCUUUAGCCAAAAUUAGUAAGUCAUUCUGUGGUGUCUUCAAGGAAAAGAAAAGUCGCUCAGAUUCUUCAGGGGGCAGCAAUUCCUUCCUGACUACUCCUGGCCAUUGUUGAGACUUCAGAUUAUGCUUAUCAUUCAAAGCUCUUCAUACAUUUAUCUGGCUCAGCUGUGAUUAAUGAUAUAUUACUGUUUCCCUCAACCGUUCUAGAGACACACUUUCAAAGUUUCUCUCCCCUGGUGCUUAUAAAUCUUCAUCUUUGAGUGUCUCAUGGUAGAAAAGUGGGUUAUAUAUCUAAAUAUAUGUACAAUAUGAUAUGCAUACUCUCAGCUGUACGCUAAAUGUAUUAACAGAGAUCAAGACCCACUUGCUCUUAUACACCCUUGGAUGGAAACGGUCCUCUUCCUGGUGCGACAUGGAGUCAAAUCAAAGCAUUACAGCCUCUUUGGGUGUACCUAUCGAGUAUUCUGUUUUUUGUGUCUGCCAGUUUUUCUUGGA
This is a messenger RNA of Gekko japonicus, 3489 nucleotides long. It is a transcript of the gene CRTAC1, whose product is annotated as cartilage acidic protein 1. Bases 96 to 2006 code for a protein of 636 amino acids. Lineage: Eukaryota; Metazoa; Chordata; Lepidosauria; Squamata; Gekkonidae. Gene Ontology annotation, molecular function: calcium ion binding. Gene Ontology annotation, biological process: axonal fasciculation. The transcript has 15 exons. The record is from RefSeq and is a predicted model, not a curated record.